Messenger RNA from Spodoptera frugiperda (fall armyworm), 1653 nucleotides. Its product is annotated as brain acid soluble protein 1 homolog. The transcript has 5 exons. The record is from RefSeq and is a predicted model, not a curated record. NCBI's taxonomy places the organism in Eukaryota, Metazoa, Arthropoda, Insecta, Lepidoptera, Noctuidae. The coding region runs from base 569 to 1552 and encodes 327 amino acids.
UAUGUGCAAUUAAUCAAACAAGCAGCAACACUAUAUUAAAAACGUCAAGAAAUCUUAAAAAAAAAGCCGGAAGGCAACUUAGUUUUUAUUUUUAUUGUUAUUUGUUUAAUUAUUGUUAAGAUACUAUAUUAAUAGUAACAACCAUAAUUUUAUCUAGUCUUAGAGCUUAUUUCGUGUCCAGAGUAAUUUAAUUGCAAAUAUCUGUGCUUGUGACGGGUUUAUGGAGCCAUAAAAUUGUUGAUGUAAAGUCCUUUGUUUGGGAAACAGCAAUUUCUUCGUGUUUCCUCGUGAAUAGGGUGUGGAAAACGCAUUUGGGAAGCGUAUAAGCCGUGCUUUUAUUGUUCUUUGUUCGAGUCGGGUGUGAAAAGUGGUUAGACAAGCGUAUUUCGUCAAUGUUUUAUACGCGAUUGUGGUUGACCAUUAAAACAUAAAACUUAAACAUUUUGCCGUCACAAAUAUGGCUGUGUUGCUCAAUGCUCGUUGUGAAAACCGUGUAAAGGGAAUACGGAACAGGGAAACUCCAUUAAUAAUCCAAUAAGAGUGUUGUAAGCUGUGUGAACUGCCCAACAUGUCGACCUUGGGCGAUAGUGAAGAUAUCUGGCCACUUUCCGGCAAUCGAUUGGAUUCCAAAUACGAAAAAUGCCGUAAUAUAACAGAGGAGAUAUAUAAAAGGAUAAAUAUUACGUUUCAAAUAAAGAAAUUGGAAUCUGAAGUCCGCAGUGAUUUAUCGGACAACAGUGACCAAAUAGACAGCAACGACCUCAGUAAUGAAACGGACUUGUUCGCGUGCGACAAGAGUGACUCAAUUUCCAGCAGCACGGAGGCUGAGCGGCCGACGGUUACCUGCGAGAAAUACAUCAAUAUCAACAAUAAUGAGGAAACUAAGAUGAAGAAAGGAGGCGCUGUUUACAAGAGACCCAGGAAACGAUUCCGUAAAAGAGUAAAGAAGCGCCAGUCGAAGUCGGCUCGGAGUGACUCGGAGGGCUCGAGUGACGAGGCCGUCCCUCUCAGCAGGAUUGUGGAGGUGGACAGCAAGUGCAUCAACUCGGAGUCCCCCGACAACGUGAUGGGAGUGCCCAAUAUUGUUAUAUUGACGAGAGACUUAAAACCAAAAAUCCAACAAGAAAAGAAGUCCCUGAAGUCUACGCCUCCACAUGCAAAGACAGUGCAGUCUCAACCAGCUCAGAAGACGAAAGUUAUUACCGCCUCACCGCCACAGAAGACAGAAGUCAGCCCCGCCCCACAGCAAAAGGUGACAGAAGUAAGCCCCGCCUCCCAGCACAAAGUGACAGAUAUAAGCCCCGCCCCCUUGCAAACAGUGACACAAAUAAGCCCCGCCCCCCAGCAGAAGAUGACAGAAAUAAGCCCCGCCCCUUUGCGACAGAAGGAAGAGAAAGGAGCGGGUGAAUGGAAGAAUUGUACAAUGUGCAGUCUUUCGUUUAGAGGAGAAAGAGGAUUGAGACGCCACAUGACGAUGUCUCAUAUACUAAUCGAUGAAGAAAACAAGUCCAGUAAACCAGAACAACGACACUCGACCAUUACAAGCGGGUAAUUAUUGUUAUUAUUUAUUUAUACAACGAGCAGCCAUCUUUCAGCAGAGACAGAGACUAUACAAGUAUGCAGAGGGGUAUUAAACCUAGAGGGCGCACUAGG